This is a messenger RNA of Rubroshorea leprosula, 1902 nucleotides long. NCBI's taxonomy places the organism in Eukaryota, Viridiplantae, Streptophyta, Magnoliopsida, Malvales, Dipterocarpaceae. The record is from the annotation of a GenBank genome assembly.
GCGGGCAAACGAAAACCACCAACGUCCCACUGCAUAAUCAAGCUUUUGCGCCAUCCUCUCCUACGUUGGGCCCCGCCAACCGCAAUGGCCGCUCUCAUCGACGUCUCACUGCUCCGCCCACCACCGUCCCUGCUGCCCUUCUCUAAACCCAGUCCGAGGCCUCACAUUCACAGACCUCUCAAGCUCCGCUGCUCUAUCGCGGAGGGGCGCACUCGUUUCCCACCAACUAUCGACGGUGGAGAACUGGCCACUGUGGAUUGCGUAAUAGUUGGAGGUGGGAUCAGCGGCCUCUGUAUUGCCCAGGCGCUCGCCACCAAGCACAGUGACGUCGCUCCAAAUGUGAUCGUGACGGAGGCUAAGGACCGAGUUGGUGGUAACAUCACCACCGUUGAGAGGGAUGGGUAUCUCUGGGAAGAGGGUCCCAACAGCUUUCAGCCGUCUGAUCCAAUGCUCACCAUGGUGGUGGAUAGUGGGUUGAAGGAUGAUCUAGUUCUAGGUGACCCUAAUGCACCGCGAUUUGUAUUGUGGGAUGGAAAGUUGAGGCCUGUUCCCUCAAAGCCAACUGACCUUCCAUUUUUUGAUUUAAUGAGCAUUGGUGGAAAACUAAGAGCCGGUUUUGGUGCUAUUGGCAUUCGCCCUCCUGCUCCAGGUCAUGAAGAAUCAGUUGAGGAGUUUGUGCGCCGUAACCUGGGUGAUGAGGUUUUUGAGCGCCUGAUUGAACCAUUUUGUUCGGGUGUUUAUGCUGGGGAUCCUUCAAAACUAAGUAUGAAAGCAGCAUUUGGAAAAGUUUGGAAGCUAGAGCAGAAUGGUGGUAGCAUUAUUGGAGGCACUUUCAAAACUAUCCAGGAGAAAAAUAAAGCACCCAAGCCAACCCGGGACCCGCGUCUACCAAAACCAAAAGGCCAGACAGUUGGAUCUUUUAGGAAAGGACUUUCUAUGUUGCCCGAGGCAAUUUCUACCAGUUUGGGCAGCAAAGUUAAAUUAUCAUGGAAGCUGUCAAGCAUCACUAAGUUGGAUGGUGGAUAUAAAUUGACAUAUGAAACCCCAGAAGGAGUGGUGUCUCUUCAGAGUAAAACUGUUGUCAUGACCAUCCCAUCCUAUAUUGCCAGUGAUCUGUUGAAUCCUUUAUCAGCUGCUGCUGCGAAUGCACUAUCCAAGUUUUAUUACCCCCCGGUAGCGGCAGUCACCAUUUCAUAUCCAAAAGAAGCAAUUACGACAGAAUGCAUAAUUGAUGGUGAACUUAAGGGGUUUGGCCAAUUGCACCCACGCAGCCAAGGGGUGGAAACUUUAGGGACUAUAUACAGUUCAUCACUGUUUCCUAACCGAGCUCCACCGGGCAGGGUUUUGCUUCUAAACUAUAUUGGUGGGGCUACAAACCCUGGAAUUUUGUCAAAGACUGAAGGUGAGCUUGUGGAAGCAGUUGACCGUGAUUUGAGAAAAAUGCUCAUAAAUCCUACAGCAAAGGAUCCUCUUGCAUUAGGUGUUAGAGUAUGGCCACAAGCCAUUCCCCAGUUCUUGGUUGGUCAUUUGGAUCUCCUAGAAACUGCAAAAUCUGCUUUAAAGGAUUCUGGUUAUGAUGGCCUAUUUCUCGGUGGCAACUAUGUGUCCGGGGUAGCUCUGGGACGAUGUGUAGAAGGUGCUUACGAGGUUGCAGCUGGAGUGAAGGAUUUCCUUUCAAAAUAUGCAUACAUAUGAUAUUGCACAUAACAUAACCAUUAGGACUACCCAUUGAGAAGCUCCCGGAUUAAGACUUCAGAUGCAUUGAGGAACAGAUUCUAGGAUAAAAUUUUUGGGUAGGCUAUUUUGGAAAUACAGUUCCUUACAACAAGUCUGUUUAUUUGUAGGUGUAUUUUAGGUACAUAUAAUUUAGUUGUUGGGCAAUACUAAAAUUUGUUCUGUGAU